Molecule: messenger RNA, 735 nt
Organism: Osmia bicornis bicornis
Lineage: Eukaryota; Metazoa; Arthropoda; Insecta; Hymenoptera; Megachilidae
Product: SUN domain-containing protein 1-like
Biological process (GO): nuclear envelope organization
Cellular component (GO): meiotic nuclear membrane microtubule tethering complex; nuclear envelope
Molecular function (GO): protein-membrane adaptor activity
Source: RefSeq, a predicted model, not a curated record
AUGUCAGUGUCUCAUCUCUGUGACAAAUACUCAGCUAGUACAACUUUUAAAAUAAUUAGAUCUGACUUGGUGAAUCUGAGGGCACAUUUAAAUACUCUUUCGAUGGAAGUAAAGAAUGUAAUGGAAACCCGAAAUGAUUUAAAGAAUAAAUUGAAGGAAGUUGGAUAUAUCAUUCCGAAAAUGUCUGAAGCCAUUCUCUAUUUAAGAAAUGAAGUAUCUGAGGGAAUGAAGGCUAUGUCUCCAGACACUGUUAGAGAUUUGGUGAGGAGUGAAUUGCAAACUUAUGAUGCUGAUAAAACUGGAAGAACUGAUUAUGCACUUGGAAGUUCAGGUGGCACAAUUCUUUCAACAAGAAAUACAGAAACAUAUUCAGCUGGUGCACCAGUACUGAAACUCUUUGGAAUACCUAUUUGUCAACAACAGAACACACCUCAGGCUGUCAUUCAGACUGGUGUUCUUCCGGGUGAAUGCUGGGCAUUUAAAGGUAGCAGUGGCAGUAUUGUUAUACAAUUACUUGUAGUAUAUGUUUCUGGAGUCAGUAUGGAACACAUUCCACACUCAAUAUCUCCAACAGGAGAAACGACUACAGCUCCAAAAGAUUUUUCUAUACUGAAUCGAUCAGAUAAACCAUAUGAGAUAAUUGAACUUAAAGUUCACUCGAAUAGUGGUAAUAAUGAAUACACCUGUAUCUAUAGAAUACGGGUCCAUGGUACCUUAAGUAAAAAGAACAGAUAA